UCUACAAUGCCUCCAACAAUGAGCUUGUGAGAACCAAGACCCUGGUGAAGAACUGCAUUGUUCUGGUGGACAGCACACCGUUCAGGCAGUGGUAUGAAGCCCACUACGCCAUUCCACUGGGCCGCAAGAAAGGGGCAAAGCUGACUCCAGAAGAGGAGGAGAUCUUGAACAAGAAAUGGUCGAAGAAGGUUCAGAAGAAGAUUGAUGGACGCAGGAAGAGCAGCAAGAUUAGCAGUUUGCUGGAGGAGCAGUUCCUGCAGGGCAAACUUCUUGCUUGUAUUGCGUCCAGGCCUGGCCAGUGUGGCAGAGCAGACGGAUACAUCUUGGAAGGGAAAGAGCUGGAGUUCUACCUCCGGAAGAUCAGAGCCAAGAAAGGCAAAUAGACUUAAGCAAUAUAACCAGAGCUCUACAGUGGCUGUAUGAAUGUAAAAAGUAAAAUUGAAUGAUUUCUAACAGCGAGCUACUUUCUAAUUGGCAACAACAAACAAACAACUAACAAAAUUUGCAGCUUUUUUUUUUUUUUGCUUUUCCCCUGUAAUAUUGCAAUUUGCACAAUUUAAAUAGGCUGUUUUAGGCUUUU
This is a messenger RNA of Sinocyclocheilus rhinocerous, 580 nucleotides long. RefSeq names its product 40S ribosomal protein S8-like. Lineage: Eukaryota; Metazoa; Chordata; Actinopteri; Cypriniformes; Cyprinidae. Gene Ontology annotation, cellular component: ribosome. Gene Ontology annotation, biological process: translation. The record is from RefSeq and is a predicted model, not a curated record. The transcript has 3 exons. Gene Ontology annotation, molecular function: structural constituent of ribosome. The annotation marks the transcript as partial.